Molecule: messenger RNA, 1795 nt
Organism: Erythranthe guttata (spotted monkey flower)
Lineage: Eukaryota; Viridiplantae; Streptophyta; Magnoliopsida; Lamiales; Phrymaceae
Source: RefSeq, a predicted model, not a curated record
CUACCCAACAAAUACAUAUUGCCGAUUCAUUCCCCAACCACUCUCACUUUCUCUCUCUCUAAAUUCAUCUGCAUAUUAUUUCUUCUUCUUCUUCUUCCGUUUCUUCAUCAUCAUCAUCAUCAUCAUCAUCCAAUACUCGAUCUCUUUGAUUAUAUAUAUCUAUUUUGAUUGCUCCAAUAGUCGGCCAGCUGGAUCCUUCACCCGGAUAUUCCACCCCUUAAUCCCAAUUUUAUAAAAGCCUUUUCAGUAUGUAAUCUGUUCUCAUCUUCUACACAACGUUUUUUCUCAAAAAACAAAAAAAAAAAAAGUUUAAAUUAUUAUCCCCUAGCUCGUAUCCAUAUAUAGGAAUUGAAGUGAUUUAGGAGGCUGGAUAUCGUAGAUAUUCGUAUUCCGUAGCUUCACCUUUAUAAAAAUCUACAAAUCAUGUAAAUUCAGCUCCCUCCAUUCAUUCCUAUUCUUACCUUUUUCUUCAUCCUUUAAAAAAAAACAAAAAAAAAAAGAUCAAUAGAUCGAUCGAUCAUCAAUUGUUGAUCAUCGCGCGAAUGGGGGAUUACGAGGCAGGAAUGGGGGCGAUGUCGACGCCGGCGACGCCAGGGACACCAACGCCGCUGAUGCCAUCGUCGCUGAGGGUGGACUCAAUGUCAUACGAUCGGAAGUCAAUGCCUCGGUGCAAGUGCCUGCCAGUUGACGCGCCUACUUGGGGUGCUCCACACACCUGCCUCACCGACUUCGCUGUCCCUGAUAUUUCUCUCACUCGCAAGCUGGGAGCGGAGUUUGUUGGGACAUUCAUACUGAUAUUUGGGGCAACAGCUGCACCAAUUGUGAACCAAAAGUACGCCGGUUCUGAAACCCUAAUAGGGAAUGCAGCAUGCGCCGGUCUGGCCGUCAUGAUAGUGAUAUUGUCUACUGGACACAUCUCCGGGGCCCACCUCAACCCCUCACUCACCAUAGCCUUUGCCGCACUCCGCCACUUCCCUUGGGUUCAAGUUCCAGCCUACAUUGCAGCUCAGGUCUCUGCUUCAAUCUGUGCAUCGUUUGCUCUCAAAGGGGUCUUUCAUCCUUUCAUGUCAGGUGGGGUCACUGUUCCUUCUGUCGGCAAUGGCCAGGCUUUCGCCCUCGAGUUCCUCAUUACCUUUAAUCUCCUCUUCGUUGUAACCGCCGUUGCCACAGACACUCGAGCUGUUGGAGAACUAGCAGGAAUAGCGGUUGGGGCUACAGUCAUGCUUAAUAUUCUUGUGGCUGGGUGACCAACUACGUGUGGGUCUAUGAAUCCAGAGAGAUCUCUUGGACCAUCUGUGUCCUCAGGGAAUUACAAGUCUAUAUGUAUAUAUCUGGUGGCACCCACGCUUGGUGCAAUUGCAGGGGCAGCUAUCUAUACACUCGAACUCCGUGCUGAAGAUGAACCUGAGGCCCGCCCUGUCAGGAGCUUCCGCCGCUAGGCGCAGGUCCACAUAUGGUGGCUAUUAUUGUUAUAAAUUAUAUAUUGCUAAGUGUGUAGUUGUGGUAUGUGGGAAUAAAGGUCAGGGGCGAAGCAGCUGUAUCCCAUUCCGCCCUUUGAUGAUAUUUGUUUGAAUAAAUUAGUGCUUGGACUCAGUUUGUUGUUUUCUUCCAAGCACUUCCAUUACUAUCAAGGAAGAUCAGAGCAUAUAUAUGUAUCCUCCUCCUUGGGUGAUCUUUUGAUCUUGAUCUUGGGGGGAAGAUAAAAAAAGACUCUGAUGAUUUAUGUGUGUGUAAUACGAUAAUGAUAAUGCAGUACUCUUUUAAUAAUGUCAUUAUUUAUUAUGUUGUGUGGUAA